Messenger RNA from Phyllostomus hastatus (greater spear-nosed bat), 2372 nucleotides. RefSeq names its product LHFPL tetraspan subfamily member 3 (gene LHFPL3). The transcript has 4 exons. The coding region runs from base 23 to 700 and encodes 225 amino acids. Gene Ontology annotation, cellular component: plasma membrane. Gene Ontology annotation, biological process: sensory perception of sound. NCBI's taxonomy places the organism in Eukaryota, Metazoa, Chordata, Mammalia, Chiroptera, Phyllostomidae. The record is from RefSeq and is a predicted model, not a curated record.
GAGAAGGAAAAGGAGGGGGAGAAUGCCCGGAGCCGCCGCCGCGAUGCUGCCAGCCCAGGAGGCUGCGAAGCUGUACCACACCAACUAUGUGCGGAACUCGAGGGCCAUCGGCGUGCUGUGGGCCAUCUUCACCGUUUGCUUUGCCAUCGUCAACGUGGUGUGCUUCAUCCAGCCCUACUGGAUUGGCGACGGCGUGGACACCCCGCAAGCCGGCUAUUUCGGGCUCUUCCACUACUGCAUCGGCAACGGCUUCUCCCGGGAGCUGACCUGCAGGGGCAGCUUCACGGACUUCUCCACGUUGCCCUCGGGCGCCUUCAAAGCCGCCUCCUUCUUCAUCGGCCUCUCCAUGAUGCUCAUCAUCGCCUGCAUCAUUUGCUUUACCCUCUUCUUUUUCUGCAACACGGCGACCGUGUACAAGAUCUGUGCCUGGAUGCAGCUCACCUCCGCUGCCUGCCUUGUGCUUGGCUGUAUGAUUUUCCCUGAUGGCUGGGAUUCAGAUGAAGUAAAACGAAUGUGUGGAGAAAAGACGGACAAGUACACUCUUGGGGCUUGUUCAGUCCGCUGGGCAUACAUCCUGGCUAUUAUUGGGAUUUUGGAUGCUCUGAUCCUCUCAUUUCUGGCAUUUGUGCUUGGUAAUCGACAAGACAGCUUGAUGGCAGAGGAACUAAAGGCAGAAAACAAAGAUGAUGGAAAUGCUUAAAGCAAAUAAGGUAGUGUGAGACCACACCAUUUCUGCUAAGCCAAUAUUCUCUAGAAUGAGCACAAGCUAAACAAAUCGAAUUAACAGCUUUCGUACAUCAACAUCAAGAAGGAAGACACUUGGGAGAGACAAGAGUACAGCGAUGAAUAUGAACAAGAGUGAAACAUCCACUUGUCAAAUCUAGAUUGGCAGAGAUGGGAGUGAUUUUCUAGAAAGAAAUGUGAUUAUGGAUUAAACACCAGCUCACUGGAAACUAUCAUUGUACAAGAUCAGAUAACAUUCACAAGAAAUUGCAUUCAUACAAAAUCACAUUCAGGAAAUAUUUCAAGGAAGAGGAAUGUAAAUGUGCUAGAAUUAACAUGUAAAAUAUAUAUGUACUGAGGUUUGUAAACUGUCCUUUUUUUUAAUCAAACUGAAAACAAAAAGCUUUAAUUUUUCAACAUUAUUUUAAAAAAAGGCAGUCAAUCCUAACAUUUCUAUCUCAGUAGCCAAAAAGCUAGUCAAGCAUCAUUUAUUGAGGAAGUGUCUUAGAAAAUGCCUCUGAAUACCUUCAUAGGAGCCAUGAUCUUUGGUUCUCCCAUCUCUGCUGUUCUAUUUUUUUUCAUGUGUAAUUAGUUACAAUCACUCAGUUAAGAGAUGUAACACUGCAAAGUUUUUACCAAGUGUGUGUUCAGUUUAAAGUCUGUACAAGUCAUCACUGAGAAAGUGUUUCUGAGGUAUACUGUUACUCCAUCAAGCUGUAUAUUACAGGAAGUACAUCUUUACAUCAUAGGUUCCCGAGCAGCAUAGAUUUCCCUAUCUUUCAGGAAAUAGCAUCAAGGAAUUUUGAAAAUAUAGAAAGUUCAUAUUCACCUCUGAUGCUCACAUGUAAUACAUAGGCUGCUAUCAAAUAAAUACUUUUUCUAAUUCUCCCUAGUAUAUGCAUAGGAAUUUAAUAUACUUUAUAAAUAGGCAUAUGCAAUAUCUCUUCUUUUCCUUCCAUAUCAUUUCUUUGCCAUACAUAUCAUGAGAAAUCAUAUUCUUUCUUUCCUUUACUGACAGGCACUCAUUUUUGUUUUUUAAAAAAAUCAUUUCAUUAAACCUAUUUCUAAAUGAUAGUAAGUGGUACUAAAUAAAUAAAUAAUAAUUUAUUAGCCUUAGAAAUAAAUGAAUAUAUACUUAUACAGGUCAAAGAAACUUGGUAGAAAUAAAUUGCCUUUUGUUUACUAACAUUGGUUUCAAAAAUGUUCAAUUAUUUCUAGUUGGUUGACAUCUGAAGGUAGCUACAACUGGUUAGUUGUCUUCAACAAUCUUGCUCCCAGGUUUACCCCCAUCCACCACUAUCCUCACCACAAAUUCUGCCAAUAUGCCACAACAGAAAAAAAUAUUUAGUAUUGAAGUAACCAAUUGCUUGAGAAUGAUCACAAGCUAAAAGGUACAUACAGGAAUAAUCAAUGUAAGCCAAACCAUGUCCCAUACCUGAGCAGAAAACAUGCCUUCAUUUUGCAACUCAAAAUUAAGAUAAGAUAAUACAAGAUGUAAUACAGAUCACAGUUGAUCUCUCCUACCUUCUCACUGUUAGGGCCGUGCUCCUAUUUUUGCCAAAUACAGGGUCUGGCAGAAGUAACUCCUGCUUGAGUAUGGUUAGUAGAGUAUGUGAAUGUCUCUCAUGAGAUGGACAGCAAUUUGAACA